This is a messenger RNA of Nothobranchius furzeri (turquoise killifish), 1677 nucleotides long. The record is from RefSeq and is a predicted model, not a curated record. NCBI's taxonomy places the organism in Eukaryota, Metazoa, Chordata, Actinopteri, Cyprinodontiformes, Nothobranchiidae.
UGUAAAAGUAGCUCACACGCCAAAAAAGGUUGGAGAUCCCUAAAAUAUAUAAAUAACUUUUGAGUUGUUAACUUUUUUGUUGUUUCAAGUAAGUGAUGAUGGUGUCCUAAAGCCCUCUACGGACGGGCAUACUAGUCCAUGGAGACUCCUGUCUAACAUCAUAUGUUGGCCUGUUUUUGUUGCCUUGAUGUUUUUGGCCACAAGGGAAGAGUAAUGUUAGUGCUCAGAUCAAAUUAGAAUUGUGUAAUGAAGGAAAAGUAUAAAUGAUCUGUGUGACAGGGUUCUACUCAGACAGCAGUAUCCAUCUGAUGAUGGAGAUACAGAUUGGAGUUGAGUUCUGUUUUCCACAACUCAACAGGUCCUGCAGGAGGCCAACACCUCACUGGUCUGAAGCUGUCCUCCUGAACAUCGUAUUGUCCUUCUUCUCUCUGAUCACAGCAGUUCUAAACCUCCUCAUCAUAAUCUCAGUCUCCUAUUUCAGGAAGCUCCAGAAACCUGCUAACAUCCUCAUCCUCUCUCUGGCUGUGUCAGAUUUCCUUGUUGGCUGUUUAAUCAUUCCAUUCGAAAUCUUUAGAAAGACAAAAUGCUGGAUACUCGGUAAUAUCACAUGUUUAUUUUACUAUUAUGUUGCCUCUGUUUCUAUCAGUGCUUCAAUUGGAACCAUUGUUCUCAUAUCAGCUGAUCGCUAUGUGGCUAUUUGUUACCCUCUGCAUUAUCCCACCAGAAUAACCUUACCAAGAAUGAAAUGCUGUGUUUGUCUUUGUUGGAGCUGUGCUGCUUUCUAUGUAACUUUCUUCUUAAAAGAUAUGCUGAUUGAGCCAGGCAGGAGUAAUUCCUGCAUUGGAGAAUGUACAAUAUCUUUUGACUAUUUUGUAGGAACUUUAGAUCUGUUUAUAACAUUUUUAUUUCCAGUUACAGUCAUCAUAGUUCUGUAUAUGAGAGUAUUUGUGGUGGCUGUGACUCAGGCUUGUGCCAUGUACUCUCACAAUAGAAGUGUCACCCUUCAGCUUUCAGUGCAACAACAAACAAAGAAAUCAGAGCUAAAAGCAGCCAGAACACUGGGUGUUCUUGUUGUUGUGUAUCUGAUGUGUUUCUGUCCAUAUUACUGCUGCUUUUAUUUUAUAGAUAGUUUUACAAGUACAACAUUUGUAUCAUUCUUAUUCCUUCUCAUUUAUCUUAACUCCUGCCUAAACCCUCUGAUCUAUGCCAUGUUUUAUCCCUGGUUCAGAAAAGCUGUUAAACAUAUUGUAACUUUACAGAUCCUGAAGCCCGGCUCCUGUGAGGCCAACAUACUGUAGAUACUGUGGACUGAGGGACGUACAACCUCCUGAACAAUUUAAAAUUCUAAAAUCUAAAGUCCAGUGAAGGAGAAAGUAGUUUUCUUCAUUUCCUACAUUAUAAACAUAAAUGUAUGUAGAGAGCAGGGCCGGUUCUAGGCUGGCAUAUUUGAGGGGGCAAACAGAAUUGUGACGGGGGAGGAUUGUGGUGAUAGAAGUAGAACAGGCAUAUUGGUGGUGGAGGUAUUCCAGGAUCUUUUAGUCAUGUUAUUGAAUUGUAUUUUGUUAGACAUUAAUCUUCCCUUGUUUCUCUGUCCCUGAAACCCUUAUUCAUGUAUUCAUCACAUCAUAAAUCAACUACAGCAAUAGCAUCUACAUGGUAUCCCAUCCAAAACACUCA